AUGCGCCUCAUCAAGAACAAAAUCGAGCAUGGUGGCUCAGGGACGGUCACAUUAUGCCCCGAGGAGCCCGAGGACAUGUGGCACGCGUACAAUCUUAUCCGCCCGGGUGAUAUCGUCCGCGCCAGUGCCAUUCGCCGUGUCACCUCAACCCAAGACACAGGCUCAACGUCUUCUAUCCGCGUCCACCUCACCCUCGAGAUCCGUGUCAAGAGCCUCGACUUCGACCCGCAAAGCUCCCAGCUCCAUGUGUCCGGACAAAUCAUCAACGAGACAGCCCACACCAAGAUCGGCCAAUUUCACACCCUCGACUUGGAAUUGAACCGCAACUUCACAUUAGAAAAGAAGAUCGGUGCGGAUGGCGAAGGUGUCGGGUGGGACAGUAUUGCCGUAGAGCAGCUCAAGGAUGCCGUGGAUGAGGGUGGAAAACGUCGUGCUGAGGCUGUCGCCGUCGUCAUGCAAGAAGGCUUGGCACAUAUUUGCUUUAUCGGUCAAUUCCAGACGAUAAUGAAGCAGAAGGUUGAAAUGUCGGUGCCGCGGAAACGGCAGGGUGGAAGCGAUCAUGAUAAAGGAAUGAACAAAUUCUUCCGCACGACUCUGGAUACCCUUCUUCGGCAGAUAGAAUUCAACACCAGCAUCACAUCCGGCUCGAACAACGAGUCUGUGCGUCCAGUUCUACUUGCUUCGCCUGGCUUUGUCGCUGCCGGCUUCCACAAGUACAUCCAAUCUGAAGCAUCAACAACAACACCCGGAUUGAAGCGAUUGCUCCCCAGCAUUGUGGUCGUACAUUCCGCUUCGGGAUACCUGAACUCCCUCGCCGAGGUUCUCCAAUCUCCGGCAGUCAAGACCCUCCUUGCCGACACCAAAUAUGCGCGUGAGACCAGGUUGAUGGACGAUUUUCUGGACCAGCUGCGCAGGGAGACGAACAAAGCCACGUACGGUCCGCGAGAAGUUGAGUCAGCAGUUGACCAGGGCGCAGUUGGCCGAGGCGGCGGUGUGCUCAUCAUGUCGAACCGUCUCUUCCGGUCUCAAGACGUUGCCGAGCGGAAACGAUGGGUGGCGCUCGUGGACCGAGUGCGAGAUGUGGAGGGUGGUGACGUACGGAUUCUCAGUUCUGACCAUGAGAGUGGGAAGCGUCUUGAGGGUCUUGGUGGUAUUGCGGCGCUUUUGACCUUCCCUGUCGUUGAGGAAGAAUUGGACUCUGAUGACGAGUAG
Molecule: messenger RNA, 1212 nt
Organism: Penicillium cinerascens
Lineage: Eukaryota; Fungi; Ascomycota; Eurotiomycetes; Eurotiales; Aspergillaceae
Product: putative translation factor pelota
Exons: 3
Coding region: 1-1212 (403 amino acids)
Biological process (GO): ribosome disassembly; nuclear-transcribed mRNA catabolic process, no-go decay; nonfunctional rRNA decay
Cellular component (GO): cytoplasm
Source: RefSeq, a predicted model, not a curated record